Messenger RNA from Musa acuminata subsp. malaccensis (wild Malaysian banana), 1111 nucleotides. RefSeq names its product tyrosine-protein phosphatase DSP3. Gene Ontology annotation, cellular component: cytoplasm. The record is from RefSeq and is a predicted model, not a curated record. NCBI's taxonomy places the organism in Eukaryota, Viridiplantae, Streptophyta, Magnoliopsida, Zingiberales, Musaceae. Gene Ontology annotation, molecular function: phosphatase activity. Gene Ontology annotation, biological process: protein dephosphorylation.
GCCAUUCCUGGGAUUCAGCGGUAUCCGCCCGUUGCGCCCCUCCUUCAACGUUUGUCGACUGCGUGACGGGCGACGCCGCCAACGAAGCAGCAAAGAAACCGCCUUAAAGGUCGCCCAAUUGCCCCACGAACCGUUAAAUUCCCAUCGUUCUCACCCGAGACCACCAAAUCGGAUCGAGCGAGAGUCCUUUGGCACGAUUCGAGAAACCCUAAAGACAUGAUCUUGGAAGCUGCUGUGCAGGAGGGGGAUGCAGUAGUUUUAGGGCCAAUCUUGCAGCGGGAGGGAGAAAUCCUAACGAGGAGCAUUGGCGGGGAUGUGCUGCUGCUUCCGCCUUCUAACUUCGGGGUGGUGGACCGAGGGAUCUACCGCUCCGGGUUCCCCAGCGAGGAAAAUUUCCCCUUCUUGAAGGCUCUGAACGUGCGAUCCAUCGUGUACCUGUGCCCGGAACCGUACCCAAAGGUCAAUGCCGAGUUCGUGAGGUCGCAGGGGAUUCGGCUUUUCCAGUUUGGGAUUGAAGGAAGCCGGGAGUCAUUUGUAACUGUAUCUAACCGUCCUAUCAUGGAGGCUCUAAGAGUCUUACUUGAUAUAAGGAACCAUCCUAUUCUAAUCCACUGCAAACGAGGAAAGCAUCGGACCGGUUGCCUUGUCGGCUGUUUCAGAAAAUUGCAGAAUUGGUGCCUAUCCUCCAUGCACGAAGAAUACAUAAAAUUUGCAUCACCCAAGAUUCGGCCAUCAGACAUGAGAUUUAUUGAGAUGUUUGAUGUUUCACACAUGAUGCAUUGCGUACUUGGUAUUAUUUAUAGGUACCACGGUUUUGGUCACCAGGCUCCACGCCUUGUUUAUCAAAAGGCAUAGUGGCAUGCCAGCGACUUCUAAGCCAGGAAACUCUUCUUACACAGAAAGCUUGUAGCACAAUUGUCCAUUUGCUUUCCUGACCUUUUAUCUGCAAGGAGAAGCAUGUAUAUGGAUUCUGCUUGCACUUCGUUGUCCUAAACAUUUUUGUGUUUGUUUUUCUAUACAGGAUAUGACUUGGGAAAGAUUGUAACUCUAAUGAGAAGCUAUGUGUGCAGGUGUAAGAACUACAUAUUUAAUGAAAACAAAUCUUUUUGCA